This is a messenger RNA of Trematosphaeria pertusa, 1104 nucleotides long. RefSeq lists its product as uncharacterized. The record is from RefSeq and is a predicted model, not a curated record. Gene Ontology annotation, molecular function: protein binding. Bases 83 to 946 code for a protein of 287 amino acids. The transcript has 2 exons. Lineage: Eukaryota; Fungi; Ascomycota; Dothideomycetes; Pleosporales; Trematosphaeriaceae. Gene Ontology annotation, cellular component: Ski complex.
CAGCGCUCAAUGGCGUAUUCAUAACCCGAAUCGUGCUCCUCAUCAGCGCGAGCAAUCGUACCAAAUCAUUCUGCAUCCCAUCAUGUCCACCAAAUCCUGGCUCAAGGCCGCGAAAUCGGCAAUCGAUUCGAAGAAUUGGGAUGAAGCAGUCGAGCAAGCAAAUGCGGUGCUGGAGAAAGACCCUCAAAAUUACUUCGCGAAGCUAUUUCUAGGACGCGCAAACGAUGGACUGGGCAGGUACGGAGAGGCGGCGAAAGCGUAUAAUGACGCGACGAAGAUAAAACCGAAUGAUCCUCAGGUGUGGUUGGGUCUGAGGGGUUUGUAUGAGAAGCAAGGUCCGUCGAAAGUAGAUGAGAAUACCCAGGUCGGAUUGAAGCUGGCUGAGAUAUAUGCGGCAGCCGACGACGCCCACAAAUCCCAGACCGCCAUCGAUAAGCUUGUUGACCAUGCCCGGCGACAUGGCACAAAGCUGCAAUACGCGCGCGCGCUCUCCACUCAGCUCCCAACUUCCCCGAUAUACUCGUAUCUAGAAGGCCGCCUCCCCAAUCCCUCAGCGACCUAUAUCCGCAUAGCCGAGAUCUACGAAGCGGACGAGGCGCAGACGAUCAAGCGGCAAAUCGACGAGCGGAAGACGCGCCUCGGUGCGACGAUCGAAGGGACCACAAAUCAAGUGAAGAACGAGGUCUACAGCGCGAGUCCGUUGGAGGGGCUAUACCAAGACAUUAUUGACUGGACGAACGACGACGAUCUAAGGAGAACGUAUGAGGAGAAGCUGCUGCAGCGGGCAUAUGAUACACUGUUGGUGCUACCGACGGGAAAGAAGGCAGAGAAGAGAGAGAAGGUGAUGAAGCUGGCACAUGAUAUGGUUAUAAUCCGGCAUCCAUUCUUGCUCGCAUGGCAGAUCGAGCUCGAGUGGAGAUCGGGACUGGAAGUCGAGGCCUAUUAAUAUGGGAUGGCGGAUUUAAGGCAUCAUCACGGGCGUUACUAGCAUAUUGUGGGUUGGAUUUCGGGCAUAGAAGGGUUGGGCAUCGAAACGGGCUCAUUGCCACCAUUUUUAGCGAAGAUAUCCAAGGUGCCCUUUCAGGCUUAAAAGUGUUUGGAACC